Molecule: messenger RNA, 3014 nt
Organism: Colossoma macropomum (tambaqui)
Lineage: Eukaryota; Metazoa; Chordata; Actinopteri; Characiformes; Serrasalmidae
Gene: znf710a
Product: zinc finger protein 710a
Exons: 5
Coding region: 227-2356 (709 amino acids)
Biological process (GO): regulation of transcription by RNA polymerase II
Cellular component (GO): nucleus
Molecular function (GO): DNA-binding transcription activator activity, RNA polymerase II-specific; RNA polymerase II cis-regulatory region sequence-specific DNA binding
Source: RefSeq, a predicted model, not a curated record
GAAGAGCAAGAGAGAGAGAGAGAGAGAGGAAAGAGCAAGAGAGCGAGAUAGACAGAAAAAAAAGAGAGCGACAAACAGAGAGCGAGAGAGAGAGAGAGAAAGAGGCCGGCACAGUCAGUUCUGAUAACAGCAACAGUAGGCGGAGGAUGAGCGGAGGGACCGCCCCUUUCUCUCCCGCAGAUAUAAAUAGGAGGAGGGUUUUUUUGCUCCACACUUCACUUGAAGGAUGAGAGCCCUGAAACACCUUAAACAUCACACCAGGAGCAAUGUGGAGGAGCAGGAGCAAAAAGUUCCUCUGGUCCGCUGCUACACCAAAGUGAUGGAGCAUGCAGUGGAUGCUGGCACACAGACCGACCCUGUGGUGGUCCUGUCUCUGGCCCAGGCUGCCGUGCUGGGCCUCAUAUCUCAGAAUGAGAUCUUUGGAGCCACCAUUGCCCCCAAUGGCUUCUACACAGGAGAGGCGCGUGAUGGCCCCCCUCCCCCUCCAGAGACGAUGGAGUACGAGUAUGCAGACCAGCUGAUUGGGGCCAAUGGAGACUACCUUGCUGAGCCCGAUGGGGAUGACAAGAGGCUAGAGGGUUCUUAUGGGGCUGAGCGGAGGCGUCCAGGGCCCCGGGGAAGGACCAAGAGACCCCGAAGUGAAGAUGAGGCAGUGGCGCCGACUGAGAAGUCCCCAGAGAUACAGACUCAUGUGAAAGGAGAGAGGCCUGACUAUUCCAGCCCCUGUUACCAUUCGCAUGUUCAUCAUACUGAUAGCGAGUCAGAGGUGUUGGACCUUGCACCCCACAGGGUACUAUUAAAGGAGGAGCAGAAUAGCAAAGACUGCACAGAGUAUGUGAACGAGCCGAGCAGCCAGCAAACUGAUGCAGACUCAGAUACGGACUCUCGGGCUGCUGAACGUAGCCCCAUGGUCCGAGAGAAAGCAGUAGCCAGCCGAUCUGAAGAAGGUGGGAAAGAGGAAGACCAGGAGGAGGACAGAGCAUUGAACAUCAAGACUCCAGAUGAGGAGGUGAGCCCUGUGAUGAGGCGUUACUAUGAGUCUAGUGUGGUUGCCUAUGAAGCUGCCGAAAUGGGUCUGGCAGGGGAUUACGAGGAAGGCGGACAGGCAGCAAUGUGGACUGACGGCGAGAAUUCCAUUGGCCGUCGGAUGCAGAUUGACCGACUGGACAUCAAUGUGCAGAUCGACGAAUCGUACUGCGUAGAUGUGGGCGAGGGCCUGAAGCGCUGGAAGUGCCGCAUGUGUGAGAAAUCGUACACCUCCAAGUACAACCUGGUAACACACAUCCUGGGCCACAACGGCAUCAAGCCACACGAGUGCCUGCACUGCGGCAAGCUCUUCAAGCAGCCCAGCCACCUGCAGACACACCUGCUCACGCACCAGGGCACGCGUCCACACAAGUGCACCGUCUGCAAGAAGGCCUUCACCCAGACCAGCCACCUCAAGCGCCACAUGCUGCAGCACAGCGACAUCAAGCCCUACAGCUGCCGCUUCUGCGGCCGUGGCUUUGCCUACCCUAGUGAGCUGCGCACCCACGAGGCCAAGCACGAGAACGGCCACUGCCAUGUCUGCACACAGUGCGGCAUGGAGUUCCCCACACAUGCCCAUCUCAGGCGCCAUCAGGUCAGUCACCAAGGGCCCACCACCUUCCAGUGCACUGAGUGCCACAAAUCCUUCGCCUACCGCAGCCAGCUGCAGAACCACCUGAUGAAGCACCAGAACAUGCGGCCCUACGUCUGCUCCGAGUGCGGGAUGGAGUUUGUGCAGAUUCACCACCUUAAGCAGCACAUGCUCACGCACAAGGUACUAACACAGCAGGCCCUCGAACACAAGGGUAUGAAGGAGUACAAAUGCGACGUGUGCGCUCGUGAGUUCACCCUUUCGGCCAAUCUGAAGCGACACAUGCUGAUUCACACCAGUGUGCGGCCCUUUCAGUGCCAUGUGUGCUUUAAGACCUUCGUCCAGAAACAGACCCUCAAAACCCACAUGAUCGUCCACCUUCCCGUCAAGCCCUUCAAGUGCAAGGUGUGUGGGAAGUCAUUCAAUAGAAUGUACAAUCUCCUCGGACACAUGCACCUUCAUGCCGGCAGCAAGCCCUUCAAGUGUCCCUACUGCACCAGCAAGUUCAAUCUGAAGGGGAACCUUAGCCGACACAUGAAGGUCAAGCAUGGCAUCCUAGACGGCUCGCCAGAAGACACCAUGCCUGACAUGGAGGGCCAGGAGGACUAUGAGGAGGAGAGCUUUGACUAUAGCGAAAGGGAAAAUCUGGCCAGUAACAACGCACAAGACCUGGCGAAACUGGCCGAGAUGGGCUACUACAACUACACCAAGGCUGCUGCCCGUUACGCCACAGCGUAAGUGGCUUCAUAAGAGACUGAAACAGCCAUGGUUGUUCCUGUAGCCCUCAUGGCUUCAAGAAGGACCGAUGAGGAAAUGGCUGCCUAGUCACUGUGCACUAGGAUCCAUUUUAAGUACCCUGUAAGAGGAAGUGAGAUUUUUUUUCCCCUCCUCGCUAGAAACUGUUACUGAAGUUCCAUUUAAACUGAGCAUAAAGCUACAUUUAGAAGUCACACCAUCAGUAAUAAAAGGAGGACAAAUACUGAAAAUGCAUUUUGAUGAGUAACAUCCUAACGCCAUGUUCAACUUGUUGGACAACAGUUAAAGAGUAAUAUUUGAGCCUAAUUUAAUAGUGCAGUCAAACAGUAUGUACAGAGGCACUUAUCCAGAAAGGACAAUCCCGAGCUCUUUCAAAGAAAUUGGAGCAACUGGCAUUGUAACUGACUUAAUAUUAAAAGCACAUUGGUAAGCAGCUAUAGCUCAGUGGCUACUUGUCCUACAAGUCAGGAGCUGCUAGAAAAGGCCCGUUUGGACAUAACCAAAGCUGGCAAGGUGCAAAUUCCUACUUUGUUUAUGUUUGGCUUUUACCACUGUGGUUUUUAAUUUCUUUUGACAUAAACCAUAACACCAGAAUCUUCCUCUGCAGUGUUUGCUGUGAUUUUCUUUUAAUUUUUUUUUU